AUGCAGCUCUCACUGUCUUCCGCCGGCGGCGAGGUGAUGCCUCUCGACUACACAAUCAUGCCGUCUACCCAAAGCUUAGGCUUAAAUCAAUCCGAAGUCGCCCGUGGAUCUAUCAAGUUCGAAGGUAUCAUGAUUGCGGCGGACCCCGACAACUAUGAUCUCAUCACUGGCCCUGGGCAGAUCGCCUACCUGUCAUGCGACGAGAAGGACGAUGGCCGCUCGGCAACCCCCAAUGUCAUGCUACUGGAGUUGAUGGAGAAUAAGCCGAAGGCCAUUGUGCUCUACAGUACUGUCGGUAAUUGGUGCAUGCUCGAAGGCUCUGAACUUCCCUACCAGAGCAUUUUCACCAUGGCCGACGCUGGCGACGCCAUGGCCGCAUUUGAAAUUCUGAACAAUACCAACGAAGUUGACGUCAUCCAAGUCACCAUCACUGGCAACACGACAUCGGACAGCUCAGGCAGUGGCGGCAGCAGCGGCGGCAACAACUCGGCCGUCGCCAUGAGCAUUCUGUACACCAUUACAGGCCUCAUCACCCUGCUCUUCCUCAUCAUCAUCUGCACAGGUGCCAUCCGAGCCCAUCGCUACCCUGAACGCUACGGCCCCAGCAGUGGUCACGCCGGACGGCCUCGCCAAAGCCGUGCCAAGGGCCUUGCCCGCGCGGUUUUGGAGACGAUUCCGAUUGUCAAGUUUGGCAGCCCGGAACCCGCGAAACCAGAUCCCGAUAUGGAACUCGAAAAUGCCUCGAUUGAACCGCGCGACAGACCCAUCGAGCUGGAGCCCGCAGGAGGAGGAGCAACGCCGCAAGGAGCGGCAGGCAGCAUUCCGCAGGCCACGGCAGCGGCCACCGGAGGUGCGACAAUGUCAGCCACUGGAGCCGUCGGUAAUUCCAACGACGAGCACCUGGGGUGCACAAUCUGCACAGAAGACUUCAACGUGGGAGAGGACGUCCGCGUGCUGCCCUGCAACCACAAAUACCACCCAGGCUGCAUCGACCCUUGGCUCGUCAAUGUGUCUGGCACCUGCCCGUUGUGCCGCCACGAUCUGCGACCUGAACACGACGAGGACGAGGAGCGGAGCUCCGCAGACGAUGCGCUCCCGCCUCCGCUCGAGCUUGACGGCCAAGACAGCGACAGUAACAGUACCAAUGGACCGCAGAGACGCAGGACAUCUCGCCUCCUGGAUCUCAAUCGACUGCGGAACGCAUCCGUGGAAGAACGAAUGCAAGCCCUGCGAGACUACCGACGCGAGCAGCGUGCCCACGCCGCACCGGAAGGGUCUUCCGAGCAUGAGGUUGACGCGCGAGGCCGCCGGGCCAGGCUGGCCGACAAGCUCCGUGACAAAUUCAAGAUCCGGACGAGCCCCCAAGGCGGCAGCGGCGAGUCCUGA
This is a messenger RNA of Verticillium alfalfae VaMs.102, 1386 nucleotides long. RefSeq names its product RING-7 protein. The transcript is spliced from 3 exons. The record is from RefSeq and is a predicted model, not a curated record. Bases 1 to 1386 code for a protein of 461 amino acids. NCBI's taxonomy places the organism in Eukaryota, Fungi, Ascomycota, Sordariomycetes, Glomerellales, Plectosphaerellaceae.